CAAAGAAUCACAUUUCCGUUCUGUCUUUCAAAAUAAAACCACCACUAUUAAAACCGAGAAGACUUAUGACAGCUACGUCCGUCGUGGUGUGGGCGUAGCAACACAACACAUUCACCAACCCGUCUGCUUUUGUUCUGAGUAUUAAAAAAUAACCAAUAAGCAUCGCACAUGGUGAUAAUAAUCACAGCAGAUUGUUUUAUUCUGAAAAGCCCAAACGUGUGCUACCGCGCAUACGCAGUGCGCAUCAGCUGCAUUUGGUUACCUAGGCAGCGGGAGGAAAAGGGGGCGGAGCUUAGGCUGAGCCAGCUCUGCCACAUAGAGCAGCUAACCCACGUUUACAGCUCCAAACAGGCCUCGUGGCCAUGGCUAAAGACCCGUUAGCCGAGGCAGGCUUUUAUUUUGACGAGCUCAACAAGCUGCGUGUCCUGGAGCCCGAUGUCAGCCAGAAGACCUCCGAGCUCAAGGAAGAGUGUAAAGAGUUUGUGGACAAAAUUGGCCAGUUCCAGAAGAUAGUGGGAGGUCUGAUCGAACUGGUGGACGAGUUGGCGAAAGAAGCGGAGACGGAAAAGAUGAAGGCCAUCGGAGCCAGAAACCUGCUGAAGUCGGUGGCGAAGCAGAGAGAAGCUCAACAGCAGCAGCUUCAGGCUCUCAUCGCCGAGAAGAAGAUGCAGCUCGAGAGAUACCGCAUCGAGUAUGAAUCCUUGUCCAAAGUGGAGUCUGAGCAGAACGAGUUCAUCGACCAGUUCAUCCUUCAGAAGUGACGACGUGUACGCCUGCGUUCCCACAGUGCCUGACCCGUUUCCUCCGGCGACGUCGGAGGACGAGUCUGCUGCAAAACGUUUUACCCAAACGAUCCCAAAACUAAAAACCUAAAAACUACAACUCCUCGUUCCAGCUCAUUUCCAACAUGUGUGUGAUUAACGGCGUUUCAGCCUCACACAUCCUGUCUCAACACCAGAGACCAUGGAGCUCUUUAUACAAAGGAAUAUUAUUUAUACUAUUUAUACUGAAGAAUGACUCUGUAUAUCUAGUUUUACUACUUUUUCUAUCAAUUUAAAUACUGCAUGUGCAUGCACUCUGUAAAUAUAUUUAGCUUUUUAAAAAGAUAGAAGUUGAUCAACUAUGAUAUUCUUUUUGCUUUUAUUUCAUUCUUCAUUUCAUUCUUCUUAUUUUCAUUCUUCUGGUUCAACCAGUCAGUGGGCCCAAAGGAACACGCUGUCCUCUUUUCUUUCUGUGAGUCAUUGUUCAUGUUUUCAUUUAAAUAACCAAUGGUAAUACUUGAAUAAAUACUGUAUAAUAU
Molecule: messenger RNA, 1300 nt
Organism: Anoplopoma fimbria (sablefish)
Lineage: Eukaryota; Metazoa; Chordata; Actinopteri; Perciformes; Anoplopomatidae
Gene: ift20
Product: intraflagellar transport 20 homolog (Chlamydomonas)
Exons: 5
Coding region: 363-761 (132 amino acids)
Biological process (GO): intraciliary transport; centrosome localization; protein localization to cilium
Cellular component (GO): cilium; centrosome; intraciliary transport particle B
Source: RefSeq, a predicted model, not a curated record